Messenger RNA from Arabidopsis arenosa, 2681 nucleotides. Lineage: Eukaryota; Viridiplantae; Streptophyta; Magnoliopsida; Brassicales; Brassicaceae. The record is from the annotation of a GenBank genome assembly.
GUUCCUCUUCGUUAUUGUUAGUGUGAUAAAAAUCAUGAUGCUCGGUACUGACAAGGUUAUGACUUGUUUUCCGCAGGAAAAUUAUGGCUAUGGUGGUGCGAUUGGUUAGAGGGGAGUGGAGAAAAGACGAUGAAGGCUGUUACGAACAUGUAUCCGCUUUGGAAGGUUUUACGAUGGCAAUUCGGCUGAGGGAGACAGAUGGAUAUAAUAAAGUUGUUACUGCGGUGAAGGAAAGAUUGGCGCUUCGCGAUACAGACGAAAUCGAGCUAAGUUAUCAGUGGCCGCAGUGGAUGAUGGGUCCCGACUGGAAACGAGCAGACCCAAUACACAUCCUUAAUGAUGAAGAUAUGACGUUGUUCAUGGCGAUAAGGGCUGAUCUUGAAGAGGUGCAUCUGCGAGUUAAGGUGAUAAGGGGAGGGCUGGAGAAGAAUGUUAAUACUUUCACAAGCCAUUUAGAUCUGGGAGGAUUGACAUCAAAGGAGAUAUCUGAUAAGUACUGGAAUUCCGCGGAAACGAGGUCAGUUUGGGAUAGUGCGUUAACCCGGUUGUUAACGCGAAAUGCAGGCGUGGAUAAGCGUAAUACCAGUGAACUACAGCAACAAGGACACGAAGAGAUUGACAGACCGAGAAGACUAAACCUGAAUGGAGGGGUAAGGAUACAGGAGCCAUUAAACGCAACACCUCUUAGAACAGCGGUAUCCAGGCAGGCCGAUAACACAGAGAAACAAAAAGAAACAGCCGGCGAGAAAGGCAAAGGACAUGUUACCGAGGCAGCAGUGUUAAAAACAGCUCACGCUAAUGGAUUAGCAUGUAAAGAAAUGUUUGAGGUAGCGCAAACAUCUACAGAACCGGAUUUUAAGGCUUUUAGAAGAAACUAUGUCGGGGAAAUGUGGCGGGAUGUGUGUGCUACAGAGAUGACUCUAGGAGGACAGCAAGGUGGGACAGUUCUGGCCAACGAGGUAACAAAGACAGCGAGAGAAUUGAAUUUUGGGGUAACAUUGUCACAACAAACCCCUGCUGAAGACGAAAGCCUACGACUCACCCUUUCUGGCGCAUCAAUGGCAACAAACCAACGAACAAUCUUAACGUUGUCGUCAUCAGACUCUUCAUUCGGCACACCGACUUCCCCUUCAACCAGUAUUUCGUUCUCAACAGAGGAGCUAAUGGAUAUAGAGAUAGGUAACCUAUCUCCUACCGGCGUAAUAGGGCCAACCGCAAUGGAGGACUAUUACACAGACCCGGAUGGACCAUUGUGUUUGACUCCAAGAGUUCCCAUAGCGGGGGGAGUAACAAUAGGUACCCCGGUAAUGGAAAAGGGAUCUGGUUCAACUCAGGGAAAACAGGUUUCGGAGGGAGACAGACAAAUGGUGGUAAGAGAGACGCCAGUCCCAACAGUGUUGUAUGAUCGGGAUGCACCUCCGUAUUUCGAUGACCCGGGAGAGGAAGAUUACCUUCAACGAGCGCUUAAAGAUGCAGAUUAUGAAGGGGAUAACAUUUUCGUGGGAAGCUUGUUCAAAAACAAGGAUGACUGCUGCACAAAACUAGCUAUUCAUGCUAUCCUACGAAAGUUCCACUUCAUACAUGCUAAAUCUUGUCCAACAAUGGUGAUAGCUGUUUGCGUCGGAACCACAUGCCCGUGGCGGGUUUAUGCAACAAAAUUAGAAGACAGUGAGCGGUUUGAAGUGAGGACGGCAAUACUGCAACACACCUGCAGCGUGGACGCCAGAGGAGACUUCCACAAGCAAGCAUCAACAGCAGUUAUAGGGAAGCUGAUGAGGACACGAUAUGUUGGGGUUGGAAGAGGACCUAGGCCUAAUGAGUUGCGGAGAAUGCUGAGGCAAGAAUUCAGUCUCAAUGUGUAUCCAAUGGCAUCCCACGCGGCAUGUGUGGUUCAUUUGAAAAGAAAUAUAAUCGCCAUCUUCAAAAACGAAGCCCUAGGAAGUCUAGUGUCGAGCGCAGCCAGAGCCUACCGCCUAUGUGAUUUCAACAAAAUCUUUGCGGAGAUACGAGCAAUGAACGGGCCAUGUGCUGACUACCUCACCGGAGUAGGGUUUGAGCAUUGGACCCGAUCUCAUUUUGUUGGGGAAAGAUAUAACGUGAUGACAAGCAACAUCGCAGAGUGCUUAAACAAAGUGUUGACAAUGGCAAGAGACUAUCUGGUGAUCUCGAUCCUCGAAUCUUGGAGAACAACUUUGGUUACGUGGUUUGCUCUACGGAGGGAAGCAGCUCGUAUGGAAGAAAACAUAUUGCCUCCAAAGGUAAAUGAUAUAGUCAUAGAGAACUUUGAAAAAGGGGCAGGAUUUGGAGUGUUGAAAAUAGAAGAUGGGCUAUAUGAGGUGAGAGAUAUGGUGGACUGCGGAGAAGGGAUAAGAGUUGACACCAUGGUUGGAGUCCACCACACAGUUCCACAACUACGGUCAGCAUACAAAGAAAUGAUUAUGCGCGUCCCAGAUAUGGCAACACUAGCACCAUCACCAAAUGAUAUCGGAGGAGGGAAGCUAGCACCACCAUAUGUUAGAAGGCCACCAGGGCGACCAAGAAAAAGAAUACUAUUUUCUCGGGGAGAAUUCAAGUUAUGUUCCAGAGGACGUCGGAUAAGCGCUGCACACGCUGCCGUUCCCUGGGCCACAAUCGAGCAACAUGCAGGGGACCUAUGAUGGUAACAAAUUUAAAUUUUAUUU